Messenger RNA from Juglans microcarpa x Juglans regia, 262 nucleotides. RefSeq lists its product as uncharacterized. The transcript has a single exon. NCBI's taxonomy places the organism in Eukaryota, Viridiplantae, Streptophyta, Magnoliopsida, Fagales, Juglandaceae. The record is from RefSeq and is a predicted model, not a curated record. The coding region runs from base 116 to 262 and encodes 48 amino acids.
CUCUUUAUUUCCAAACAAGUGCUCUGAUCCUCAAAUGGGUCUUCUUUAAAUACCAAAACGAUAUCUGGGUUUGAAUCGUUUGAUCGGAAAGCAAAAACAGAGAGAUACAGAGACAAUGGCAAUGCCAUGGGCCUUGACCCUUUGGUUGGUAGAGAUGGUGUGGGUGGCUCUGACUGGCUGGGUCUCUUCUUGCCUGAUCGUUGCUGAUGAUGUUGCCAGCUCUCUCAGAACCGGCGAUAUUGGUCCUUUCCAUGUUGGCUGA